CUAGCUAGCUAGUUAGUUUGUGCUCAGGUUUAUUGUUAAGGUUGUAUGGAGUAGCACUGCGAGUCUCAAUCCCUUUUCACAAUAUCAACAAAAGCAUUAACCAUGAGUUAAUGAUACUAGUCCUACUCUUAAGAAAGGAGACCACACACUACAUCAGCUCAGCUGUUGUUUCCACACACUGAGGAACAGAGCCACAUCAGCUGAAGGAACCUUUCCACCAGCAAUGAAUGACACCGGGAAAGAAGAGACACAGCUCCACCAACACUAAUACACACACUUACAUUAAUACCAAACAUACAACCUUUUAUUCCCUAAUCGUGUCUUGCCUCAACAUGGCAAACUCCGCUCUAGUGGUCCAAGCAGAACUAUUACCCCCUCAAUCGUCCUCCUCCCUCUCUCCCUUCCCAUCGCUGCAGGGACCAGGAGAAGGGGAGGAGGACAGGGAAAGGGGGGAAGAAGCGGAUGGGGAGAAAGGGAUGGUGGAGGGGGGUGAGGAUAUAGUGCUGACCGGGGUAGGGGUGCAGAUGGUGACGUCAUCGGUCCUGGCUGCGCCCCAUCUCCAGGAGCACCCUGAGCACCCGUUCCAGUGCCUGGAUUGUGGCAAGAGCUUCAAGUGGUCUUCAAGGCUGGCCCACCACCAGCGCAGCCACAACAACGAGAGGCCCUACCGCUGUAACCUCUGCCCCAAGGCCUUCAAGGGCUCCUCCGCACUCCUCUACCACCAGAGGUCUCAUUCAGGGGAGAAGCCCUAUAAGUGUGAGGACUGUGACAAAGCCUUCAAACGCUCCUCUCUGCUCCAGGUCCAUCGUAGCGUCCACACAGGCCUGCGGACCUUCCAGUGCCCCUACUGCCCGCUCACCUUCAAGUGGAGCUCCCACUACCAGUACCACCUGCGCCAGCACACAGGCGAGUGCCCCUACCCCUGCGACAGCUGCCCCAAGGCCUUCAAGAACUCCAGCAGCCUGCGCCGACACAAGAACGUGCACCUAGGUCUGAAACCCUACGUGUGCACCGUGUGUACCAAGGCCUUCACCCAGUCCACCAACCUCAGACAACACAUGAGAAUCCACACAGGAGAGAGGCCCUACAUCUGUGGAGAGUGUGGACGCAGUUUCACACACUCAUCCAAUCUGGCCCUGCACCGGAAUUCUCAAAGUCACACUGGUGAAGGAAAGGGGGGGGAGACAGGGGGAGGCAACAUGGGGGAUGAGAUACAGGAAGUGAUAGUGGGGGAGGACGUGACAUCACAAAUGUUGACGGACAUGGGCUUUGUGAGCCAGGAGGCCACGGUGGGGGUGGGGGUCGGGGAGGUAUUCCUAUCGUCAGGUCACCAGAACCUCCUGCCCCAUCUCACCCUCACCCCCACCCAGGGGGGCAUGUGCACAUCCAGGGCCAUCGGGACAGAAGUGCACGUGAGCACGGAGUCGGGCGCCAGCGUGCUGCUGUACAGCUGUGGCAGCUGUAGUCAGACAUUCAGCACACGGACAGAGCUAGAGGACCACCAGGCCAUGCACCUGGGCCCCGGGGAGGAGGGGGGCAGCGGGGUGGGGGAGGGGGGAGAGGGAGGGGUGGGGCAUCUGCUGGCUGACUUUGAGGAGGUGGUGGAGACAACGACGGCAGCAGCAGAGAACGGACACACUACGGCUGAACUACUGGGACUGACCGGGGGAGUGGACGGAGGGAAUAUGGGGACUACCCAGGCCCAGUUUGACCUGCUGCAGAGCUUCACAGUGGGGGCUCAGAUCCCCACAGACAGCGUGGAGACAGGGGGUAACACCACAGGGACGGGCACAGAGUGUGCCUACUGUGGGAAGAGCUUCAAGACCAGUGGAGGGCUCAACAGACACCUGGCACAGGUCCACUCCCUCUCUCCCUCCCAGUCUCGCUCCCAGUUCAGCUGCUCUGCAUGCGACCGCUCCUUCACCCUCCUCUCUUCCCUGCUCACCCACCAGCACUCCCACACCCCUGAGCAGCGCCUCCUGGCCGAGGCUGAGGCAGAGAUCGUCUGCCCCGCGUCCCUGUCCCUUUCCCUGCCCCUGCCCUCCUCCCCCAGCCAGGGGGACCAGCACCAGGACACCCAGGGGGAGAUCCACGUCAGCCUGAUGGCUGUGACCGAGGAGGAGGACAGGGAGAUGGUCAAGCCAUCCACCAGAGCAGUGGUCAAGGGCCAGAGGAGAGGAGCAGCUAGUAAGACUGCUGGGGGGAACAAUGAGAGGCCGUACCGUUGCUCUGAGUGUGGGAAGGCCUUCAAGGGCUCAUCAGGUCUGAGGUACCACAUGAGGGACCACACAGGAGAGAGACCCUACCGCUGCACAGAGUGUGGCAAGAGCUUCAAGAGGUCCUCACUGCUCUCCAUACACCAGAGGGUGCAUACAGGUGUGCGAGCGUUCCAGUGCCCCUACUGCCCGCUCACCUUCAAGUGGAGCUCCCACUACCAGUACCACCUGCGCCAGCACACGGGCGAGCGGCCCUACGUGUGUCAGGAGUGUGGCAAGUCCUUCAAAAACAGCAGCUGUCUGAGGAGACACAGUCAGCUCCACUCUGGCCUGCGCCCUCACAUCUGUCCCAUCUGCUCCAAGUCCUUCUCACAGACCUCCAACCUCAAACAGCACGAACGCACCCACUCAGGCGAGCGGCCCUUCCAGUGUGCCCAGUGUCACAAGAGCUUCACCCACUCCUCCAAUCUCCAGCUCCACCUGAGAACCCACUCCUCCAGGAAAGACUACAAGUGUCCCUUCUGUGGGAAGGAGUUUGUCAUGCAGUCCUACUUGCAGAGGCACAUGAGGACCCAUGGGAACGGGGCUGUGGCCGGGGAUGCUGGGGUGGGGGGGAAGGAGGGAGGCAGGGCAGGUGGAGGGGUGACAACCACCACCACCUUACUAAACCCCAUCACCCUAGAGACCACAGGGAACUCUGGGUCUCUGAUCGUGUCUCAGCCGGCGCUGGACAUUCCCCCCAACACCUCCCAGAACUACUUCAUGAUCCAGACAGCAAAUGGGCUUCAGCUCAUCCCCCUGUCUGCCCCCGCCCCCCCUCCUCCCCCUCCGCCUCCCCCCCAGACACAGUACAUCCUCCUACAGUGCCCCUCCACCAAUGGGAGCCAGCCCAGCCUGAUUCUCGUCCCCACCACAGCGACCAAUCCCCAGCCCACCCUGGAGCCCCAGGGCCUCCCAUUGGUCCAGACAGUUCUAAACCCUGCCCAAACCCAGAUGCAACAUUUCCAGACAAUAUCCCAGCAACAACAGCAGCCCAGGUUCAUCAUCACCACCAACAACAACAAUGUAAACAACCCUCCUGUUGCUAAGACAACAACUCCCUCCCUGAACUCUAUGCUGAACAAGCCCAUUUUAGGGAAAAGUACACGGACAGCCAGGUCCAGGAGAGGACGGAAACCCAAAGCCGCUGUAGGUCGGCAUACUAUCACCUCGGUUGCUACGACAACCACCUCUGUCACCAUGACAACAGCCCCCGUCAGUCAGUCGGGGGAUGUAAUACCUGUGUCUAGCUGUAAUGUAACUAGUGUCACUCCAGCUACUGUUACUGCUGCCAACACUAUGACAUCAUCAUUGCCAUCGUCUUUACCCGCCAAGUCACAAAGUCCUUUCUCACCACCAACAGCCUCUGUCUCUGUUUCUACCCCCUCCUCCUCUACCUCUGCCGCUGUUACCUCAGGACCCCUAAAGGUUGCCACAGUUAACUCAGUUACCACGGUUACCCCGUCCUCCCUGCCCUCUGACCCUGUGGCCUGGGUUGGGGAACCCCAAACCGCCCCAGAGUUGGGCAAGACCACUGAGCAGGACAUGAGAGGGGAACAGUAUGUCCUCUGCUUCCAGAAAGAAGGAGGGAAGAAGGAAGAGGUAAAGAUAGGAGGAGAGGGAGGAGGGUCCUACGUGUUGCAGUUUGAAGGGGAGGGGUCCGGGGAGGGGGGGCAAGGAGGAAUGGGCAGAGAGGGGGAUGGGGAGUCAUACGCCUUAAUGCCUCUGAAUGGGCAGGAGGUGGUGUUUGAGCUGGGGGAUGAGAACAAGAUGGUGGGCCAGGGGUCUGGAGAGAGUUUGCAGAUGAUAGCCCUGAUCCAAGGCGAAGGGGGUGGGGAGGGAGAAGGGGGCAGUUACAGCGGGGCAGGGGGGGCUGUAGGGGAGGGCAGGGGGCCAAUGGAUGGCAUCUUUCAGCUGGAGGGAGGAGAGGGGAUCGUCAUAAUUGAGGUUAGCACCAGCAGUCUAAGAGAAGGGGGGCUGGACAGAGGGGAAGGAGGAGUAACUGUAGAGAGGAGUGAAGCAAAAGGAGGGAGUGGAAUAACAGAGGCCUGA
Molecule: messenger RNA, 4307 nt
Organism: Salvelinus namaycush (lake trout)
Lineage: Eukaryota; Metazoa; Chordata; Actinopteri; Salmoniformes; Salmonidae
Product: zinc finger protein 628-like
Exons: 10
Coding region: 228-4307 (1359 amino acids)
Biological process (GO): regulation of transcription by RNA polymerase II
Molecular function (GO): DNA-binding transcription factor activity; RNA polymerase II cis-regulatory region sequence-specific DNA binding
Source: RefSeq, a predicted model, not a curated record